Molecule: messenger RNA, 1383 nt
Organism: Aureobasidium uvarum
Lineage: Eukaryota; Fungi; Ascomycota; Dothideomycetes; Dothideales; Saccotheciaceae
Source: the annotation of a GenBank genome assembly
AUGGACCAGAGCCACGAAGACCUCAUCGCUCAAUUCAGCGGCAUCACAGGAGCAUCGCCUGCAACCGUAAGUCUGGAACCAGCCCUGCCUACCCCACAUCCGUCACCUUUCCAUACCUUCGACACCUUUCUGUCUUGCACCAACUCUUGCAGUCAUCGCCAUCUAACCCACACAUCAUCUCAGGCACAAACCGCCCUCACUUCAUCGGACUGGGACAUCGAACAAGCCGUCACUCUCUACUUCGCCUCCCAAGACGCUCCUGCCGAAGACAGCGACGACGAACUAGAAGAAGAAGCCGCCGCUCCAUCCCUGCCUUCGACUACCGCUGCCCACAACCCACCCUCGUCCUCAACCAACCGUCCCCCACCCAACAACCGUAACAACAUGGUGCGCACCUUCCGCGACCUCCAGAACGACGAAGACCGUGGCGACGAUGACCACAGCGACCACGAUCCUCAGCAGGACUUUUUCGCUGGAGGCGAGAAGUCCGGUCUCGCUGUUCAGGACCCUAACAGACGCCCUCAAGACCACUUCAGCAACAUCUUGAACCAAGCUAGAGAGUAUGUUGUACCCGACUCUCACUCACUCACAACUCGGCUAAUCCAUGACCAGGNNAACCGCGAUCGCCCCAUUGACGACGACGAGGACGACCAAGCACCUGCCCAGUCCAGCGCCUUCCAAGGCCGCGCCCAAACUCUUGGAGGCGACGAAGCCCCUUCACGUGUCAUCGAAGACCCCAACGCCGUUGCCGCUCCUACAAAUGCCAGACCCUCGCUACCUCGCGUGAGCCGCACACUCCACCUCUGGCAGGAUGGCUUCAGUAUCGAUGACGGCGAGUUGCACCGCUUUGACGACCCAAGAAAUGCUCCUGUCCUUGCUCUCAUCAACCAAGGCCGUGCCCCGCUUGCCUUGCUUGAUGUCCAACCAGGCCAGGAAGUCGACCUUCAGCUAGACCCUCACAAGGACGAGAAAUACGUCCAGCCAAAGAAGAAGUACAAGCCUUUCGGCGGUUCUGGUCAGCGUCUAGGUUCUCCCACUCCUGGCCCAUCUGGCUCUACACCCGCACCUGCCGCUGCAGCUUCAUCAUCCACAUCUUCAGCACCCGCUUCGUCAGCACCAAAGGUUGACAUUGACGAGGCACAACCCACCGUGCAGCUUCAGAUCCGUCUUGGUGACGGUACGCGCCUGGUCUCACGCUUCAACACCUCGCACACGGUUGGUGACAUCUACAACUUCGUCACAGCCAGCAGUACCGCUAGCCAGAGCAGAGCUUUCACUCUCAUGACCACCUUCCCCAACAAGGAUCUGGAAGACAAGAGCGCCAGGUUGGAGGAUCUGCCCGAACUCAAGCGUGGUGGCGUUGUCGUCCAAAAGUGGAACUAG